Molecule: messenger RNA, 625 nt
Organism: Funneliformis geosporum
Lineage: Eukaryota; Fungi; Glomeromycota; Glomeromycetes; Glomerales; Glomeraceae
Source: the annotation of a GenBank genome assembly
AUGCCAGUGAAAAAUAGGAGUGUCAAAGCUUUCUAUAAUCAUAAAUGUAUGCAACCAAAUCCAUACCGUAUAUUUUGGGAUCUUGAGUGCUUGACUGAGAAGCUAACCCCAGAAGAAAAAACAAAGUUAACUUCUACUGAAAGGUUGCAGAUGCAUAAGCCAAGUGGAUACUGUUAUGUAGUAGUUCGUAUGGAUAGUUCACUUAACUAUGAAAUCAUAAGUCACGAUUUAUAUAGAGGACCUGAUGCGCUAGAAAGAUUUGUCCUCAAAAUCGAAGAGGAACUCCUAGCUAUCCAAGAAGAUUUAUCUGCACCGGCUGAAAUGAUAAUGGCACCAGAAGACUUGAAGGCGUACAAUGAAGUGACCGAAUGCUGGAUUUGCAAGGGACCUUUCUUAAAACCAGCACCAGAGGUAGUACAAAAACUCACAGAAGCAAAGCAUAAUUUAUUAGAAAUCAAAGAAUGGGAAUCAUGUAUGGAAAAGGAACAUCCUGAAAAGAAAGAAGUACAGAAAAGAUACCGAGAAGCUUUAAGUGCACUUAAUCGAAAAGUAAAAGAUCAUGAUCAUAUAAAUGGAAACUACCGAGGCCCAGCUCAUGACUCUUGUAAUAAAAAGUUACAUAUAG